AUGAACCACACUGAAGAACAAACAGACCUGAAGAAGAAAACUCACUCAAAAACUGUAAGCAUCUCUUUUCUGAAAGGAAGAGAGAAGAACAGUUUCACCUGCACUCAGUGUGGAAAUACUUUGAUAUGUGGGAGGAGUAUUAAGAGACACAUGAUGAUUCACACUGGAGAGAAACCGUUCACAUGUGAUCAGUGCGGGAAGACAUUCAGACAAUCAGCACAUCUUAAUAGACAUAUGAUCAUCCACACUGGAGAGAUACCAUUCACUUGUGAUCAGUGCGGGAAGAGUUUUAAAAAAUCAUCACACCUUAAGAAACACAUGAACGUCCACACUGGAGAGAAACUGCACAAAUGUGAUCAAUGCAGCAAAACAUUUUCGUGGGCUUCAUCUCUGAAGAAUCACCUGAUAGCUCAUUCAAAGGAGAAACCACAUUCAUGUUCAUUAUGUGGAAAGAGUUUUUCACUGCUGAAAUGGUUAAAAGAGCAUCCGAAGAUACACACUGGUGUGAGAGAUCAUGUGUGCUUUGAUUGUGGGAAGAGUUUUAUUAGAUCUGCACAUUUGAAAGAGCACCAGAGGAUCCACACUGGAGCGAAACCUUACAAGUGUUCACACUGCGACAAGAGAUUCAGUUAUUCAUCACAACUGAAAUCACACGAGAGGAUUCACACUGGAAGGAUUCACAGAGAGAAACCUUACAAGUGUUCACAAUGCGAUAAGGGAUUUAAUCAGUCUGAACAUCUAAAAGCACAUGAGAGGAUCCACACUGCAGAGAAACCUUACAAGUGUUCACACUGUGACGAGAGAUUCCUUCACUCAGCACAACUGAAAUCACAUGAGAGGAUCCACACUGGAGAGAAAGGGUAUCAAUCACAAUAUGCAGAUCAUCUUCAGAUGCCGCAUCCUCACUAAACCUGACACAUUAAUGCAUUGAGCGAUAAAAUAUCUUCUGUAUAAAUCAGUCCU
Messenger RNA from Carassius carassius (crucian carp), 963 nucleotides. RefSeq names its product zinc finger protein 239-like. The record is from RefSeq and is a predicted model, not a curated record. The coding region runs from base 1 to 909 and encodes 302 amino acids. Gene Ontology annotation, biological process: regulation of transcription by RNA polymerase II. The transcript has 4 exons. Lineage: Eukaryota; Metazoa; Chordata; Actinopteri; Cypriniformes; Cyprinidae. Gene Ontology annotation, molecular function: DNA-binding transcription factor activity, RNA polymerase II-specific; RNA polymerase II cis-regulatory region sequence-specific DNA binding.